AUGUACAACGGCAUUGGUCUACAGACCGCUCGAGGGAGUGGCACCAGCGGCUAUGUCCAACGUAACAAAUCCUACCUCCGGCCGCAAAGGACUGAUAUCAAACCAUUCAGGGAAGCUGAGGCAGCUGCUCCUCCCAAACCCAAGAAGGCUGAUCCGGAGCUGAUUUAUCACAAUCAGAAGAGAGAGAUAGAGGUUAAAUUGAUUGACCUUGAAGAUACUCUGUUGGAGUCGGGGGAGGAGGAAGGCAUAGUCCAGAAAAAGGUUGAUAAGGAAAGGCAGAAGCUAUAUAAGGAGCUUGAUGACCGGAGGGCUGAUGCAGAGGCACAUGGUGGUGAACUUGAGGCUGAUCAAUUGGCUUCCACUCAUGAGUAUCUACAAAUGCAGGAGCGCCAGGCAGAGAGAGCAGCGAAGGCUUUUGGGAUAAACACGCGGAAUCACGAGGAAGGAGUAGCUUUCGAUAGGGACCGUCAACAUCAACAGAAGUUGCAACGUAUGAUGGACACCCAAGCUAGACAGGCGGAGCGAUGGGCAGCUCCUGGUGGUGAGAAUGGUGAUGGCGGAGUGAACAGGAGGAAGAGCGACCAUCGACCACCGGCUAAGGCUGGUGAGUCGUGGCGGGACUUCGCUGAGCGUCGUAAAGAGAAGGGUUGGGCUGCAGGGGAGCGGCAGGAAAAUGAGGAAGGUAUCGAUUUUGUGGCAAAAGUGUUAACUCUUGACGAUGGACGGUCGGUGAAAUUGCAGCUGUGGGAUACAGCCGGGCAGGAGAGGUUCAGGUCUUUGAUACCAGCUUAUCUGAGAGAUACUGCGGCAUGUGUUGUGGUCUUCGAUCUGACCUCAGAAGAAUCUUUCAACUCGGUUAGAAGCUGGAUGUCACAAGUAGAGGAUGAGAAGGGAAGUGGAGUUAAAAUAGUGUUGGUUGGCAAUAAGGCAGAUAUGGCAGAUUCUCGGCAGGUAUCCGGUGAAGAAGCUAGAGCAUUGGCUGGAGAACUUGGUGUGAGGUACUUCGAGACAAGUGCUAAAAGCGGCGUGGACAUUGAGCAAAUCUUCACAGAGAUUGCUAAAUCAAUUCCUGGAGAGAAUUCAGCAUCGGCCGGCUCCCAAGGGUCGGAUACUAUCAGAGUCACUAGUGGUGAUGGGAUGAACAAUACAGCCACCAAAAGUCAAUCGUGUAGUUGUUAA
Messenger RNA from Perkinsus marinus ATCC 50983, 1179 nucleotides. Its product is annotated as rab6, putative. The transcript has 14 exons. Gene Ontology annotation, molecular function: GTP binding; GTPase activity. Bases 1 to 1179 code for a protein of 392 amino acids. The record is from RefSeq and is a predicted model, not a curated record. NCBI's taxonomy places the organism in Eukaryota, Perkinsozoa, Perkinsida, Perkinsidae.